Messenger RNA from Cottoperca gobio, 8842 nucleotides. It is a transcript of the gene tecta, whose product is annotated as tectorin alpha. Gene Ontology annotation, biological process: cell-matrix adhesion. The record is from RefSeq and is a predicted model, not a curated record. Lineage: Eukaryota; Metazoa; Chordata; Actinopteri; Perciformes; Bovichtidae. Gene Ontology annotation, molecular function: protein binding. The coding region runs from base 31 to 6624 and encodes 2197 amino acids. The transcript is spliced from 24 exons.
GGUGCUAGAUGUCCAUCUUCUGAAGGCAGAAUGGUCAGGCCAGGCUGUCCAGUCAUUCUGCUCCACCUCUUCAGCAUCUUUUUACAGAUAGGAGCUCGUACUCAGGAUAUCCUGUAUCCAUAUGGACCCAGCAAUAGGGAUCUAGAAACCCCAAAGAUGGAUGAUGGGAGUUCAGCUGAAAUUACUUUGUCCAUUCAAUUCAUUUUCUUCAAUGUACCAUAUCGUACCAUCUAUAUCAACAACAACGGUGUGAUCUCCUUCAACGUGCAGGUUAGCCAGUUUACACCAGAGGCUUUCCCCCUGAGUGACAGCAGAUCCUUCAUUGCUCCACUUUGGGCAGAUGUGCACAACGGCAUCCGCGGAGAUGUGUUCUACCGAGAGUCCAUCGAACCGGAAAUACUGGAAAGGGCAACAAAAGACGUCCGGAAGUAUUUCAAAACCACGCCCACCUUCACAGCCACCUGGGUCUUUAUUACAACAUGGCACCAAGUCACCUUCUAUGGAGGAAGCCAGACGACCCCGGUGAACACAUUCCAAGCUGUUCUAGUCUCAGACAGCGUGGCGUUCUUCACUAUGUUCAACUACGGAGAAAUUACAUGGAGCACAGGAACAGCCAGUGGUGGAGAUCCUUUAACAGGACUGGGUGGGACGACAGCUCAGUCAGGUUUUAAUGGUGGAGACAUUGGUCACUUCUUCAACCUGCCAGGAUCUCGGUCAAACGAUGUAGUGAACAUUGAACAGACAACCAAUGUGAAUACCCCUGGGCGCUGGUUCUUCCGCGUAGACACUGAACUCGUAGAUCCUGCUAAUGGCUGUAGCUACAAUGGGCGUUUUUACAGACGAGGGGAAAUCUUCUGGCUGUCUGACCAGUGUUCCCAGCGAUGCCGCUGCCUUGACAUUGACAACGAGGUGCAGUGCCAAGAGGCUCCGUGCGGGCAGCUGGAGACCUGCGAGCAGCAGGAAGGGGCAUUUUACUGUCAGCCGACCCGCACCAGCACUUGUGUGGUAUUUGGCGACCCUCAUUACCACACCUUCGAUGGCUUCCUCUAUCACUUCCAGGGAACCUGUUCCUACCUGCUGGCUCGGCCCUGCUGGGAGGUGGCGGGGCUGCCUUUCUUCAGCGUGGAGGCCAAAAAUGAGAACCGUGGGGUCGCCUCUGUUUCUUGGCUUAGAGAUGUGACGGUGGAGGUGUACGGUCACAGAGUCACGUUACCCAAAGGCAGUUUUGGGGCAGUCCAGGUGGACGGCUUGCUGAAGACUUUACCGGUCCAACUCCAGCUUGGUGCCAUCAGGAUAUACCAGUCUGGUGUUGCCAUUGCUUUAGAAACAGACUUUGGACUCUUGGUAACCUAUGACGGCCAACACUAUGCUUCCAUCUCCCUACCCAGCUCCUACUUCAACAACACUUGUGGCCUUUGUGGUAACUAUAACGAUGACCCUGCUGACGAUCCUGUGCUUCCUGAUGGCUCUCUAGCAGAAAGCGUAGUGGAGUUAGGGGGCAGCUGGCGAGCAGAGGACACAGACUGGAGAUGUACAGAUGGCUGCGCCCAGAACUGCAGUGUGUGUGACCCUGCCACAGAAGCCUUCUACUUUCGCUCAGACUACUGUGGGCUCAUCAACAAAACCGAUGGACCUUUUAGGGAUUGCAGAGCUGUAGUUGAUCCUACAGCCUUUGUGUAUAGCUGUGUAUAUGACAUGUGCAGUAACAGGGAUAAUAUCACUACACUCUGCCAGGCCAUCCAGGCCUAUGCUCUGGCCUGUCAGGCCCUUGGUGUCACAAUACGGUCAUGGAGAUCUCGUACUUUCUGCGCUUUGUCAUGUCCGGAGUUCAGCAAUUACCAAGUGUGCACAAGUGCCUGCCCAGCCUCCUGCUCGGACCUCACCUCUUCACUGUAUUGUCUUCACCCUUGCACUGAGGGCUGCCAGUGUGACCCAGGCUACGUUCUCAGCGGGAGCCACUGCGUACAGCAUGAUGACUGUGGAUGUGAACAUAACGACCUCUAUUACCCUCUUAAUAAAACUUUCUGGGCAGGCCCCAGCGGUGAAGAAGGUGAAUGUACCCUCCGCUGCACCUGUGAGCCUGGUGGGAAAGUCUCCUGCUUCAACGAGUCCUGCAAGGAGGGUGAAGUUUGUGUGGCGGAAGUGGGCUUGCUGGGUUGUUACCCUCGGAGGGAGGGAAUGUGCUCAAUCACCCAAAACUCAGUGACAACCUCGUUUGAUGGCACCUUCCUGCUGUUCCCAGAUGACAGCUCCUACUACCUGCUGAAGCUGUGUAGUGCAGUGCCAGCUAACGGCUCAAUGGUGGAGGUGAAGAUGGGCAGGCGGCUGGUGAACAAAGGCCCCACUUGGAAAAGACCUGUAGUAGUUACAGUGGCUAACCUGGAAGCUCAGAUGGGAGGGACAGAUUUUGAUACAGUAAAGGUGAAUGGUGAACCAGUGGUGCUCCCGUAUGUCCAUCCGAUGGAGACGAUGAUGAUCUACAGAGCACCGGGCAAUGCUACAGUGGUGGAGUCCCGUGGUCUGCUUCGUGUCCAGUACAAUCGCCAGGGAUUCCUCAACAUCUCUCUCUCCACCCUCUUCUACAAUGUUACUUGUGGUCUAUGUGGCGUUUUUAAUAGCAACUCCACUGAUGACCUUCGCCUUCCAAAUGGACGCCUGGCGGAGUCUACCGAACAGUUCACAGAUGGCUGGCGGUCCAUUGCUGAUGAUCUCACCUGUAAUGGUGACUGCGAUGACCUGUAUCGAAUGUGCACAGACUUGCGUCUCUACCAGAAUCCUUGGAUGUGUGGCAACAUCAAUGACCCGGGGAAUAGUUCAUUUCUGGCUUGUCACGCAGUGGUUAACCCCUCACCAUUCUUCAGGAACUGCUUGUACAACAUGUGUGUAAAGCAAGGGAAUCGUUCAGCCCUGUGUUCUUCACUGCAGGCUUAUGCCACCGCCUGUCAGGAUGCUCAAGUGGGCCUCGCGUCCUGGAGGAGUGCCACCAACUGCCCUCUUCCCUGUCCACAGAACAGUCAUUUUGAUGAGUGCACCGGCGCCUGCCCUUUGACCUGUGUCAAUCUAGAUGAACCUGAAGAGCCAUGUCAACUGCCAUGCCAGGAGGGGUGUCAGUGUGAGGAAGGCUUUGCUCUUCGUGAUGGCCUGUGUGUGGCACGCAGUGAUUGUGGCUGCAUGAGCCACGGGCGCCAGUUGGCCACUAAUCAGACUUUCUGGACAGACUGGGAGUGCCAGGAGCGCUGCUACUGCAAUGGCUCCGACAACAGCGUAUACUGUCAGCUCGCACCCUGUCACCUUGAGGAGUACUGCCAGGAGGAUGACGGCCUGUAUUUAUGCCAGCCGCGCACUGAGGCGCUGUGUGUGGCAGCUGGUUAUGGACAUUUUCUGCCAUUUGGUGGCGUCCCGUUUGAGCUGCAGAGCUCUUGUACUCUUAGGAUGGCCACCACCGCCUGCGGGAGAGAGAACGGGGAGCACGCAACCAAUAGUGGGAAUUUUCCCCAAUUUAAAUUGGCAGCUCGUAAUGAGGAAAGGGACACAGGCCAGGCCAUUUGGGUGAGGGGCUUUGUACUAGAGGUCUACGAGUAUGAGAUUGAAGUGUCUCGAAGCUACAAAAACACUGUCACGGUGAAUAAGGAGCGUUUGUACCUUCCUCUGAAGCUGGGGUCGGGGAAGGUCAACAUCUUCUCCUGGGGCAUGCAGCUCAUCCUGGAGACAGAUUUUGGCCUGAAGGUGGCCUUUGACUGGAACACUCUGCUCCUGUUCACUUUGCCCCACGAUCUCUACAACUCCUCCUGCGGCCUCUGCCAGGGCAUGCCCUUAUCCCCACCCACCCUUACCACCACGGACUGGGGCAUGGCCUGGGCAGAGAGGGACACCUUCUGCCAGGUGGGCUGCGGAGACUCGUGCCCACGCUGUGGCCUGGGGGAGACGAGCGUGCUAAACGACGUCCCUCUCAUGGUGGCCGAUGCCAACAUGAACAUGGACACAGACAACGGGGCAAAUGAAGUGGACACAGGCAUACGUUUCCACAUCGGAAAUGGACUGUAUGUGUUUGUGGAGCCUGAGGCAGUGAGGCUGUGUGGGCUAAUUGUGGAUCGAGGAGGUGUGUUUGCACGCUGCCACAGCAAGGUGGUGCCAGCGUUCUUUUAUCAAAGCUGCCUGCAGGACACCUGCUUGGACCAGGGAGCUCAGGAUACAAUAUGUAACUGGCUGCAGAUGUAUGCCAGCACCUGCCAGACUCAAGCGGUGCCUGUUAGCGGCUGGAGGAGCGACACGCCGUGUGUCCAGAGCUGUCUACCUAACAGCCAUUACUCCAGUUGUGUGUCGGUCUGCCCGCCCCAGUGUGCCCCAGCCCGUGGCCAGAGGGACUGCAGCCAGGACUGUGUGGAGGGCUGCCAGUGUGACCAGGGCUACGUGCUCAACGGCAAGAGCUGCAUCCUGCCUCAAAACUGCGGCUGCUACACUGAUGGCAAGUACUAUGAGCCCAAACAGCUAUUUUGGAACAGUGACUGUACCAAACGCUGCCAGUGCAUUGGACGAAACCUGAUCCAGUGCGACCCGAGGCGCUGUAAGGCAGAGGAAGAGUGCACCCUGCGGUAUGGAGUGAGGGGCUGCUUUGCGCAGCGCUCCCAGCACUGCGUGGCCUCUGGCGGCGGGGUUUUCAGGACCUUCGACGGGGCGUCGCUGCGGCUCCCGGCCUCCUGCUCCUUCGUCUUGUCUACAAACUGUCACAAGCUGCCCGACCUCUCCUUUCAGCUUAUCGCUAACUUUGAUAAAUGGAGCACGCCCAACCUCACCACCAUCUCUCAUGUCUACCUUUAUAUCAACGAGGAGAAUAUACUCAUCUCCGGCAGCACUGUCAAGGUCAACGGUACACCAGUAUCAGUACCGUUUCUAACGGGGCUGAUGACGCGUCUGUCCACGUCGGAAGGUUUCAUCGUCAUCGACACGCCUCAGGACAUCCAGAUUCGAUACAACAGCUUCAACACUCUGAGCAUCACAAUGGGCCAGCGGCUUCAGAACAAGGUGUGUGGCCUCUGUGGGAAUUUCAACGGAGACCCCAGUGACGACUACAUCACCUCCAGGGGCAAGCCGGCUGUCAGCGCCCUGGAGCUGGCCCAGAGCUGGAAGACCAACGGUAUGCAGAACAGUUGUGAUGAAACCCAGUUUGUGGCUCUGGCUCAGUCCUGCGACAACACGGCGGUGCUGGCGCUGCAAAGUGAAGAUGCCUGCCAGAAGCUCACCCAGCUGAAGGGUUUCUUCCAGCCGUGCCACGGCCUGCUGGAUCCUCGGCCCUACUACCAGUCCUGCUACCUGGACGGCUGCUACAAUCACCACAAGGCUCAGGUGUGCGGCUCGCUGGCAGCCUACGCAGAGGCCUGCCGCUCUAUGGGCACCCUCACCACCAAGUGGAUCACCCAAGAGAACUGCUCAGAAUGGAUCUACGACCCCUGUGCAGGAGAGAUCUGCACAAACCUCACCUGCGAGCUGGAGAACGGAGGUGACCUGUGCGGCUGUCCAGAGUUACCCACCAGCACUGGAGGUGAUGAUGACAUCAUCCAGGCGGACGUGACCUGUAAGCAUGCUCAGAUGGAGGUCUCCAUCUCCAAGUGUAAGCUCUUCCAGCUGGGCUUUGAGCGAGAGGACGUGAGGAUCAACGACGAGCACUGCGGCGGCAUUGAGGGAGAAGACUUCAUCUCCUUCCGCAUCAACAACACGAAGGGCCACUGCGGCUCCAUCGUGCAGUCGAAUGGCACACACAUCAUGUACAAGAACACCGUGUGGAUCGAGAGCGUCAACAACACGGGGAACGUCAUCACCAGAGACCGGACCAUCAACGUGGAGUUUUCCUGCGCCUACGAACUGGACCUGAGGAUCUCGCUGGAGACCGUCCUCAAGCCGAUGCUCAGUGUGAUAAACCUCACCUUACCGACCCAGGAGGGAAACUUCAUCACCAAGAUGGCUCUGUAUAAGAACUCGUCGUACAGAAACCCGUACAGGGAGGGGGAGGUGGUGCUCAGCACGCGGGACAGCCUCUUCGUGGGCGUCUUUGUGGAAGGGGCGGAUGAAAAUCAGCUCAUCCUCAUCGUGAACAUGUGCUGGGCCACGCCGUCCCGCUACAGCAGCGACCGACUACGCUAUAUCAUCAUAGAGAGAGGGUGUCCAAACAUUAAGGACAACACCAUCGGCAUGGCAGAGAACGGCGUGUCUCUCACCUGCCGCUUCCACGUCACCGUCUUCAAGUUCAUCGGGGAUUACGAUGAAGUCCACCUGCACUGCGACGUCACUCUGUGUGACUCGGAAACAAACGCCUGCAAAGUGAACUGUCCACACAAGAGAAGAAUGUACUCGGAGGACAGUGACCAUCAGGAGCACAUACUGACGGUGGGACCCAUAAGAAGGAGAGAGUCAGACUGGUGUGAGGAGAGAAACGGAGGCUGUGAGCAGAUCUGCACCAGUAAGAUGAGCGGACCGGUCUGCAGCUGUGUGACUGGGAUGCUGCAACGAGAUGGGAAAAGCUGCCGGACUGUGAGCUCGAGCUGUAACCUCACACCUGCAGUAUCUCUGCUGAGCAUCAGCGCUGUGAUCUCCGUGUUCCCGGCUCGUAUUCACACUCUCCUCUCAUAACACCCGGCAGCAACACAAAGAAUAAAGCACAGAAAAGACUUGAAGAUGCACAAAGUUCAUCAGCGUUGAUUAGCCAGUAGACGGGCUGUAGACAGAGUACACUGCACACUCACACACGUUCAGCUUUACAGACGGACACGUUUCACUUCUUCUUCACGUUGUUUUAUUCUCCACCUACAUUAUCCACAUAUAUCAGGACACCUCAUUGUGUAUUAUCAUCUACUUAAAACCACUAUGAAACAGGUAGAUUAUUGUUUAUGUCAUUAUAACAUCUUUCAAAUGAUUCUGAUUGUUUGUAGAAGAAUCGAUGCAUUAGUGUCUGUUUUAUAUGCUACCACCAGAUAGCGCCAAAGUUAGAUGUGUGAUCCCACACAAAUUGGGUUUAAGGUUUAUUUAAUAUCAAAAACAUGUAAGAAGGAUGAACUGUGAGCUGAUCCCCAACCUCCACGCUGCGAUGAAUACAUCCUGAUUUACAUGGUAAAUGAAUGUAAUAGUUACAACUAGUGGAUACUUGAUGAUACUAGCUGGAUAACCUGCAAUUAUUUUGGUCAUUGAACAAUCAAUUAAUGUAAAUGUGUGUGAUUGUUUAACGUAAUUGGGCUUUAGGGAAAUUGUGAAUAAAAAAAUGUCGAUUUUUCACAAUUCUUUAUACAUUUUACAGACAAAACUAUUAAUAGAUUUCUUGAGAGAAUAAUAUUAAUAAUAAUAAUAAUAAUAAUAAUAAUCAGCAGAUUAAUCGAUAAUGAAAAUAAUAAUUGCACACAGCCCUAAAAGGUGCAGACCUGCACAUAUCCUCAAUUAAUUAUCAAUAAAAAUAUCGUUAAGAAACAAGUGAGGUCUCAUAGAAUCAGAAAUCCUUUAAUCGUGUCAACGUGGAAGUUUCCAGCGUUACAACAGCAAAGCGACAGAGCAGAUGACAGACAAACAAUUAAAUAAGUAGCUAACAUAUUAAAUAAGAGAGGCAAACACACGUAUAAUAAAACAAGUAGCAGCAUAAUAAAAGUUAGUGAACAACAAGUAAUGACAAUAAUAAAUAGGUUAAAGCUCUUUUUGUCUGCUCCAGCACCGACUGUGUAUCCGUAAAGAUUUCCCUGAUCCAGCUCCAAGCUCUGAUUAAAAGUGUGUGAAUAUAAAUUCUCCUGACAGUCUGUUGGACAGUAGAUGUCGGAGCAGAGCUGAUCUAUUAACUUCCUGUUUGACCUCCAGACCAAGUGUAACUCCUUGGAGUGUAACACAUGACAUUAGAAGACAUAGAAAAGCUUAAAUGUGUCUGAUUUGAAGGAGGUGACGGAGAAUUUUACUGUUGUUUUGAGUCAGAAACUGGGAAAAAGCUGUAAAAUUCUGCAAAACAAUAAUAGCUGUUUGACAUAACUUCAUUCCCUGAUGUCUAUCGGAUCAUGGUUAUGUUAUUUGAUCCAAUAGAAAAUGAACAAUUGAGCCAAGAUAGCCUAAUAUUACAUUACUUCAGACGCCUUUAAAUACAUUAAAAAAGGUCUGUCCUAAUGCAUUUAUUACUAUUAUUAAAAUGCAUAAAAACAGACCUUUUUUAAUGCCUUUAAAGAAGUCUGAAGUUAUGUCAAACGGCAAUAUUGUGCUUUCUACAUGAGCAUAAUAUGAUGACAUAAUCAUGAUCCAAUAGGCAGUCAGGGAAUUGGGCGAGAAAAACGUCUUCUCUAAACUCCACAAGCGUCCCGUAAAGAGGCCACGACUUGUCAAAGUGGAGUUUAUGAAUGAAGUAUUUUUGUGUACGGAGAGCGCCUUUUUUAGCAGUUUUAACUCUAAAUGUUCUGUGUCGGAGAUUAGCGCCCAGGUUGUAAGAUAUGCAAUCAGUUGUGCCAUUAAAACAUUUCAUUUUUAUCGUUUCUGUCUUCAUCGGUGAUAGUGCUGUAACAUCUGAGUGUCGCCUCGGACAUGUCGAGACAUAUUGUGAUCCUGCCAGUGAAGUUCUCCCUGCUCAAUGUUUUCUAUUUGGCACCUUACGCGUUGUUGAUGUUGAUGUAUGUCACCACACGUCUGAUGAAACCCUUCAGUGUUAUUUACUGAAGCCAGUUUAGUUUAGUUCCACAGUAAGUUGUUCUAGUUUCACUUCUAUGUACAAAUGUACAGUCCUUUUUAAUAAUCAAUAUCUUUUUUUUUAUGUUUAAAAACAUGACCAUACGAUGUUUUAUCCUGUGAGAGCAGCACCACCCGACUUUUAAUAAAUGAAGAAGUUCUCAAA